AUGGUCCUGGAACCAGGAGGUGGUCUGUCCUUCCCACUGCCUCCUGGUAGCGGUUCCGGUGGUUCCGGUGGUUCCUUAUUGAGACCGGCCAGGCUCUUCCAGAGGGCGACACCCGUGGCCCAGCAUCAGGCCGCAGCAGCUGCUGUCAGGUUUCUCAGUCAUCAUCAUCCUCAUCAUCCGCAUCCGGCGCUGGGGAACCACCCCCUGGUGCCGGCGAUAACUAGCCACCAUCCAGCCGCCCAUCAUCUUCAUCACGGUGCCGAUCACGCCGACGAGGAUGACGAGAAGAAAGGCUGCGACGGGGAAUCGGACGAAGGUGGGAGCAAGAGACGAAGGAGCAGGACCAACUUUAAUAGUUGGCAAUUGGAGGAAUUGGAACGGGCAUUUCUCGCGAGCCAUUAUCCUGAUGUCUUUAUGCGGGAAGCGCUGGCGCUGAGGCUCGAGUUGAAAGAGGGCCGCGUCGCCGUGUGGUUCCAGAACAGAAGAGCAAAAUGGAGGAAGAAGGAGCACACGAAGAAGGGUCCAGGCAGGCCGGCGCACAACGCUCACCCCCAGAGCUGUAGCGGGGAGCCGAUUCCGCCGGAAGAACUGAGAAGAAAGGAGCGAGAAAGGCGGCAGAAGAAGUUGUUAAAGGCUCUCGAACGACAGCAGAGGAAGUUGGCCGCGAAGGGCAUCACAGUCGACCUGUCAACGCUCAGAGCCGAGUGGGAGUCGCGAAGCGCCGCUGCCUCUGGUGGGAGCUCUCUGAACGGCACCUUGGGUAGCUCGUUCGGCCACCUGAGCAACAACAACGAGAGCAGCAGCGUGUCAGGGUCCGGGAACGACGCGAACGAGGAGAUCGACGUCGUGGGCGGGCUGGAUUCCUGCAGCGAGAGCGGCAGCGAGAGGGUCGAUUCGGCGGCUGACGGUUCGGCAGAUGGAGAGUGUUACCCAAGACUGUCCAGUGUGACCGGGGACCAGAACGAUCACCGAAGAAACGUGAACCAGAUUGCCAGCAACCACCAGAACCCUAACUCCAGCCUAAGCCUAGACCACCUGAACCACCAGCAGGGUAUCCGUCAUUGGGGAUUGAGCCUCCUGGAAAGAAGGAGGGAGCUAGUGAACAUUAGCAACGCGAGCGGAACGCGUCAAACAACGAACAACAACAGCAACCCGGAGAGGACAUCGGUUAAGCAACAGAUCAAAGAGGAAGAGGUUCAAAGCAGUAGCAUAGAUCUAUCCGUGAAAGGCAGGGAAGAGAGGAAGAGGCUGAACCCGUUCUCGAUCGACAGCCUACUAGGCAAUAAUCGAACCAGCACACCUGGGAUCCACAACGAAUACAGAGCCUCGACGCCGACAUUGUCGAACGGAAGGGGGUCCAGCAGCCCAACGUCACCGAUCUCGGUGCCCACUUCACCAUCCACGACGUAG
Dufourea novaeangliae is the source of this 1410-nucleotide messenger RNA. Its product is annotated as protein zerknuellt 1-like. Lineage: Eukaryota; Metazoa; Arthropoda; Insecta; Hymenoptera; Halictidae. Gene Ontology annotation, biological process: regulation of DNA-templated transcription. Gene Ontology annotation, molecular function: DNA-binding transcription factor activity, RNA polymerase II-specific; sequence-specific double-stranded DNA binding. The record is from RefSeq and is a predicted model, not a curated record.